This is a messenger RNA of Gambusia affinis (western mosquitofish), 1216 nucleotides long. It is a transcript of the gene spc25, whose product is annotated as SPC25 component of NDC80 kinetochore complex. Gene Ontology annotation, biological process: chromosome segregation. The record is from RefSeq and is a predicted model, not a curated record. The transcript has 7 exons. Gene Ontology annotation, cellular component: Ndc80 complex. NCBI's taxonomy places the organism in Eukaryota, Metazoa, Chordata, Actinopteri, Cyprinodontiformes, Poeciliidae. Bases 135 to 848 code for a protein of 237 amino acids.
CCGGCGUACAGUAACCGCCCUCUGUGUACAAACCGCGGAUUUUUGAACGUUACCAUUGUUAUUGCGAUAAUUAGUCAGACGGACUGACUUUUGUUACACUCUUAAACAGAAAUUACAGAUUGUGUCAGAACAUCAUGACGUCUAUUACCGACCCAAGCAUGAGGGACAGGUUCACCAGUUCAUUGGAGGAGAUCCACAAUAAUCACCUUAAAGCAUAUGCAGAGAUAAUUGACACAAUUUCAGAAUUAUCACACAAUCACAGACAGUUUGUAAAAUCUGCAUUUGACACAUGUUUGAAGAAAUGCAAGGAUGACAAGAAGCUGUUUGAGACGAUACAAGAAUUUAAAACGGAUCUGGAGAAAAAAAAAAUAGCACUGAAGGAGAAACGGCACGCCAUAUCAGAGGUGAUGUCUGAGAUUGAGGAAAAAGAGAUGCAGAAAGAGGACAUCAUCCUAAAAAUUCAGAAACAUAAAGAAGAGCAAAUGAAGAGAAAAGACUUAAUCGAGUCUCAGAAUAGAGCAAACAAAGACAGACUGAGAAACCUCCAGAAAGCCAGGCUUGUUUUCCAGGAUCAUUUGGGGCUGGAGAUUCGAACGAUUAUCGACAAGACGCAGAAGGUCAAAGGUGAAAAGUUGCAGUUUAUUUUCCGAAACAUCAGUCUUACUGACCAGGACAGCGCUUAUGUCAUUACAAUGGGGAUUAAAGAAAAUGGAUCGUACCAGAUUGUGUCCAGCGAUCCAGCGCUCGAGUGCUUGCCAAUCCUGGAAAGCCGACUCCAGGAGACCAAUAAUUUACCAGCAUUCCUGGCUAAUGUCAGAAAGGAGUUCAUCUCUAAGGCUCGCUCCUGAGAUUUCACGGUAUGCUUACAAAAGGCGGUGGGGUUUCUACUGCAAUCCAGACUGAAGGAAAGGAUGGUUACAUGGAAUAUGAUCAAAGGGGGGCACCUGAUCUGUAACCAAAUGAUCAACUUUAAGAUGAUACAUCUGCCUUUAAAUUUCUGUGAUGUUUUUUAUACUCAAGUUCUGCCUCAUACAAAAUGUAUAUAUUAGAUCUUCAACAUGUCAUGUCAAAUAACUAAUCAUUUAAACAUAAGCAGUUUUCAUUUAUUUUUGUUUUAAAAUCAGUGCUCUUUUUACAAACAUCAGGAACAUCAAUGUUUUUUCCCCUUGUGUAUAUUAUUUUCUGUCUUGUAAUAAACUACAUGUUUUUAAAAAGA